Physella acuta is the source of this 1281-nucleotide messenger RNA. RefSeq names its product calmodulin. NCBI's taxonomy places the organism in Eukaryota, Metazoa, Mollusca, Gastropoda, Physidae. The record is from RefSeq and is a predicted model, not a curated record. Gene Ontology annotation, molecular function: calcium ion binding.
CACAACACGACUACACACUACGGUUGUAUCCAGGAUUAAAGCCACAAAACUUGCAUCGAGCGGGAUUUAUUCGUUAGAUCAUUGUGCUUCAAAUUCUGUUUCAAUAUUGGGAUUAGAUUGAUAUAAUAUUAGAAUUCAGUCCUGUCUUCGUUCCAUCAAGUGUAGACUUCCCAAGAUGGCCGCCAACAAGAGCUUCAGCCACUGGGUGGACGUGUUCCACAAGUUUGACAAGGACAAGAGCGGUACAUUGGACGAGGUGGAGCUGAGGGCUCUGAUCAAACAGCUUCACAGCCACCUGUCAGACGGCCAGCUCGCGGAUUUUUUCGUCUUCUUUGACGGGCCCCAAGGUGACAAAAAGAUAACUCUUGAAGAAUUUCUCAACGGCCUCAAGAAAUUGGAGUCAUUCUCUGACGAGAUGUCCAGCCUGUUCAUGAAGUUUGACACGGACGGUGAUGGCUACCUGAACAAAGCGGAGGUACAAGAGCUCCUGGGCAAGCAUGGUCAGCACUUCAAGGGCCGGAGUGUUGAGCAGUUCAUUCAGGAGAUGGACAUUAGCGGGGACGGCAAGAUCUCCCUGGCCGAGUUUAUCAACGCCUGUACCUAGAUGAUGUGUGGGGGUUUCUUUGUGGGGGUGUUUCUUUGUUGGGGGUGUUUCUUAGGGUGUUUCUUUGUGUGGGUGUUUCUUUGGGUGUUUCUUAGGGUGUUUCUUAGGGUGUUUCUUUGUGGGGCGUUUCUUUGUGUGGGUGUUUCUUUGUGUGGCUGUUUUUUUGUGUGGGUGUUUCUUAGGAUGUUUUCUUUGUGUGGGUGUUUCUUUGUGUGGCUGUUUUUUUGUGUGGGUGUUUCUUAGGAUGUUUUCUUUGUGUGGGUGUUUCUUUGUGUGGCUGUUUUUUGUGUGGGUGUUUCUUAUGGUGUUUCUUUGAGUGGGUAUUUCUUUGUGAGUGGGUGUCCGUAUGUAUGUGUGUAUAUGUCCUCACAAUUACGUUCAUCAUUUUGUGUUUUUUGUUAAUGUUUUGAGACAAGCUACCUUGGGUACACUGUAACUUAUGACUUAUUGUAUGGCUAUGAUUUCAUGACUUCAUGACUUAGUGACUUGAGCUAACGUGUCCACUAUGUUAUGAUAUCACAAACAUAUCUUGGCCAGGGAUAGUUUGACAUAAAGUGACCUUAAACUUUUUAAGGUUUUAUUUAUAGUUCUCAGUAAAGUUGCAGUUUGUUGUGCAUAACUAAACAUUUACAAAUAAUAAUGGAAUGAAUAAAAUUGUACACCCAAUAGACAUUUUA